AUGGAGGAGGAAAUCUUGAGCAUUCAAACACCCGUCGCCUUAGAUGAGUCGAUCGCUCACCAAGAAAUACAUGCACACAAGCCGUAUGCGUCAUCAACUUUUAACAACAGCGACGAGAUUCGCAUCACCGUUCAGCAUCAGGAUUUAUGCAUAUUACCAAGCAAGAGUUCGUUGCAUAUCUCGGGAAAAUUGGUCAAAUCAGAUGGCAGUCCAGCAGCGGUUACAACCCUGGUCAACAAUGCCAUCUGCCAUCUGUUCGAAGACGUACGGUACGAGCUAAACGCUGUAGAGAUUGACAAAUGCAAAAACGUUGGUCUAACCAGUCUGCUGAAGGGUUUCGCUUCGCUCAACCCUGGUCAGAGUUGGCUUAUGGAAAACGCUGGAUGGCUCGAUGUUCGAGAAACGAAAAAAUUAACUGACGCCGACGGUAACUUCGAUGUGGUUAUUUCCUUGAGCAUGAUAUUGGGCUUUGCCGAAGACUAUCGCAAGAUCAUCGUCAACGCCAAGCAUGAGCUGAUUCUCACAAGAUCAAAGAGCGAUUCAAAUGCCAUUGUUCAAAAACAAGACGAAGACUUUCGAGUCGUGAUCGAUUAA
Diprion similis is the source of this 594-nucleotide messenger RNA. RefSeq lists its product as uncharacterized. The transcript has a single exon. NCBI's taxonomy places the organism in Eukaryota, Metazoa, Arthropoda, Insecta, Hymenoptera, Diprionidae. Bases 1 to 594 code for a protein of 197 amino acids. The record is from RefSeq and is a predicted model, not a curated record.